AUAUCUUGGAGGCAAAACAAAACAGACAAGUUAGACAUAAGACCCUGGUGUAGAUAUACAUUCAGCUAUUUUUAAUUGUUUCCAUUAUAAUGAAAGCAGCGGUUUUUACAUCGUUUUAAUCCUAUCUAGACGGUGAAACAUUUCCUUUAUGGAGAGUAAAGCGCCUGUUCUGAUAAACGCCGUUCCUCCUUAUGGACAUGUUAUUGCCAGUGAGAAGUGGAGAAACACGUCUCUUAUUCAACAUUUAAAGGGUGGAGGUGUAAAAAUCAUCUUUGAAAAUGAGCUUGGUGUGUCUGAUUUUCAUCUUCCCAAUAAAAGCUGCAUCCUUUAUAUAUCUGAGUGUGACAUUAUAGCAGGAAACAGCUACAAAAGGAAACUGGUUCGCUACAGAAAUGCUGGCAGUAGUUUCCAGGAGUUGGUGCUGGUGGAGAAUACCAGGCUCAGUGAGCAGUACUUCUCAGCUGUGCAGAAAUUUGUGUUGUUUGACCUGGGCUUGACACUUUUGCCAGUCAGUGGACAGACUGAGGCUUCACAACUUAUCACUCAAAUAGUUCAUGGAGAGAGCAGAGAAAACCCCUUCAAGAGGAGGAGUUCAUCUCGCCUCUUAGACCCGCUGGUCUUGGCUCUGGUCCAGCAGGUCCCUGGAGUGGGCAGGGUCAAAGCUCUGGCCCUACUGCAGCAUUUCUCUAGCAUCCACCAACUCUGCAAUGCUGCCCCUGCUGAGCUGGAGUCCAUCGUGGGUCAGGCUGCUGCGCAGCAAAUCCACAGCUUUUUCCACAAACCUACUACAGCUGAUAACUGAAGAUGCUCAAUUUAAGGUCUUAUUUAUUUUAUAUGGAUGAGGUUCCUUUUCAUCAAGAAGGCAAUUACUGUUAUUUGUAUAAAUGUGACUAUAAGUAAAAUUUGGUUAAUAAAAAAAAAUGUUAAAAUAAUAUCUUGGUCAGAUUGUCAUGUCUCUGUUUUAUGUAUUAAUCUCAGCAAUAGAAUUUGGGGCUACAUAUUGUAAAAU
Molecule: messenger RNA, 1009 nt
Organism: Sphaeramia orbicularis (orbiculate cardinalfish)
Lineage: Eukaryota; Metazoa; Chordata; Actinopteri; Kurtiformes; Apogonidae
Gene: faap24
Product: FA core complex associated protein 24
Exons: 4
Coding region: 149-802 (217 amino acids)
Biological process (GO): interstrand cross-link repair
Cellular component (GO): Fanconi anaemia nuclear complex
Molecular function (GO): chromatin binding
Source: RefSeq, a predicted model, not a curated record